Molecule: messenger RNA, 2305 nt
Organism: Linum trigynum
Lineage: Eukaryota; Viridiplantae; Streptophyta; Magnoliopsida; Malpighiales; Linaceae
Source: the annotation of a GenBank genome assembly
AGAACAGAAGGAAGGUUGCUUUUGUGAGUACAGUAGCUUUUCAGUUAAAGCACUUGCUGGGUGUCCACCGUAAUGACCGAUAUUUCCCUAUUUUCUAGUUUGUUGCCUUGCUAGUUGCUACUAUUCAGGCUGCGCUGACUCGACAUUUGAAAAGCAGCAGACUUGAAGAAAGAACGAAAGACCAUUGGAGAGAGUGGCUUUGGGAAGGUACAAGGAAGAGGCAGAGGAAGAGUGUAAUAAAACACUAAAUAAAGACUAAAGAGGCUUCAAGCCUCUCUCUCUCUCUCACUUUCUCCUUCAACUCCUUCAUGGAAAAGUUUCCUUGUCUCUAGAAUGGGUUGAUCAACCAAACCCCAUUCGAGUUUCUUGAUGAUUUGAUGAUUGUUGGCCCGACCCCAUUGAUGAUCUCUUUCUCUCAACUCAAGCUAGACCCAGAACCAAGCUUCACUCUUAAUCAGUCUCGUCUUCAACAGUAACCACUUUUGAACUGAGCUAGUUCUACUCUUCUGAUCUUUGAUCUUUUUUACUUUGUUGAGUUGUUUCUGUGUUCUUGCAUGCUUAGUUUGUCCUGCACAUUUGCUUCGCAUGUCGUUUCUCGUCUGAGUUUACAAGUGCUGCAAUACCCCUUCUGCAUGCAGCUGAACUUCAAAGGGGUUGUGAUGAAGAUGUUUUGAUUGAUUUUUGGGUGUUAAUGGGUCAAAUCUUAUCUUGUGUUCUUCGCUGUCUUUGUGGCGGCCGCCGCAAAGAUCGUGACGAUGAAGAAAUAGCAAGGCCGAAAUCGGUCCAACAAGGCGAAAAUCCCCUGCCUCCAACAGCCACCAUUGAAGAUGUGAACCUCCGUGAUGCACUGCUCACCUCCAUCUCCAAUGGUGAUGGGGAAUUACAGCAGCAUGGCUUGUUGGUUGCUUUAGAAGCACCUCAAGUUCCAAAACCCUUUGUUUUGUUUCCGGGGAGCAGCAUCAGGCUUGAAUCCGCCACUCCACCAAAACCUUCGUGCAUUAAUGUCGAUCCCUCAACUGAAGCUCCAUUGUCAAUGCAAGAUGGGCUUGGAGAUUCAUCAAUUGGUAGGCAGCGGGGUGACAGUGUAACCGUUGAUUUCGAUCAGCUCGUGCAUAUGAAAAAGGGGCAAGGAAGAAGUUAUGAUCAAGUAUGUAUGGAUAUCUCGGCCUUUAAGCAAGCAGAGUUAAACAGCCGUCAGGAAGUGAAGCUGAAGCUGUGCGAGGUGAAGGAGGUGUGGAAGAAGUAUUACUGCAGCAGGCACAAGAUUCUACUGGUUGGGGAAGGCGAUUUCUCGUUCUCGGCUAGUUUGGCUGUGGCCUUUGGCACUGCUGCUUUCAACAUAGUUGCUACUUCACUAAAUUCCCAAGAGUUUUUGAGCAAGAAUUACAGUAAAGCUAUGGCGAACAUCGCAGGACUAAGAGCUAGAGGGUGUUUGAUAAUGCACGGUUUGGACGCCACCAAAAUGGCAGAACACGGCUCGCUCAAGGGAAUGAAGUUUGAUCGCAUCGUUUUCAACUUCCCACACGCUGGAUUCUACCCCACAGAAUCUACAAAUUCGCAGAUUCGGAGGCACCAGAAGCUGAUAAGACUGUUCUUCAUGAAUGCCAAGAAGCUGCUGAAAGAAGAUGGAGGGGAAGUUCACAUCACCCACAAAACGAAUGCGUUCCAUAGGGAAUGGGAUCUGGAGGGCUUGGCUUCGGUCACCGGGUUGAUGCUUGUUGCUAGGGAGAAGUUUAAUUUCAUAGAGUAUCCAGGCUACAAGACCAAGUACGGGUUUGGAGGCGACAAUAACUUCAACUGCAAUCCCAGCAGCACCUACAGAUUUCAAGUUCAGAAAACUGCAACCUAAUGUUGUUUUAGUCUCAAUGCUGAUCUGCUUGAUGCUUUGAUUCCGGUAUGCAGACUGUGGUUUCCGUUAUAAACUUAUUUCGGAGAGGGCAUUGUACAGCGGUGUGCCUUUUCUUUUGUGUAUAUCUAUUUUGGGAAGCAAACAAUGAUGUAGGGCAUUCCAAGAAGUGACCACUGACCAGAACCAGAGUUCUUGUAAGCAGGGGAGGAGAAUGCAGUAGGACUGUAGGAGCUUGGUUAUAGCUCGAUCCAUCGGCACUAUCAGGCGCGGAAGAGGGGAUUUUCAUUAGCCAGUGUCAAUGUUGCCUCUCUUUCAAUGUCUCUUUCAAUGUUGCCUCUCUUUCAAUGUCAUUUUCCAAAUUGAGAACCGUGACCCAUGAGCGAACCAACGAAACUUUAACUCAUUGGGUGGACUGUGAACCUUGAACCAUAGAUGGAAUAGAGCGACGUUGAAUCC